AUGGCGCCCUCUGCGUCAGUCAACGUUCCCACCAACACCAAGAUCAAGGAGCAAGAUGUCAACAACAAGCUCCAGCUCUAUGGAAUCUUCUCUGCCUUCACCAAUGGCAAGGUCCCAUCAAACAAGCAGAUUGACGUUGCUAUGAACAGCGCCCUCGCAUCGCGACCGCUCUCGAACCCUUCAAAGAAGCUCUCGACAGAGGGUCAGAAGCUCGUUGGUGAUUUGCGCGAGGUUGUUGAGCAGGCCAAGCUUCUGCUCUUGACCAAGAACGAGGGCAACCUCCUUCAGGACUUCAUUUGGCAAACCCAGCAGAUCAACGGCGCCAAUGCUGGCACCCCUAAUGCCCCCAUCGAUAAGGACACUGCCAAACAGCACGGCAAUGAGGCCCUUGACGGUCUGCGCACCCUCGGCACGCUCAUUCUCUCCAACGGUCAAUUCCGCAAGCUCUUGAGCGAUGCUAGCAUUCUCUUCAGAGACAUGGCCGGUGAUGCUGCUCAGAAGGCGGCCAACAAGGUCAACCCUUCCGAGGACGAGCUAAACCAGAUUGACAAGCCUGCUGAGGACAACACUUGGCACGAUGUUCCUGACCUCUCAAAGGAGAACCUCAAGAACCAGGCCAAGUCCAAGUACAACGAGCAGAAGCCCUUUAACAGAGAGCAAGCUAAGGGUGCUCUCGGCGACGCCACCCAGGCUGCCCACCCCAGCGGCUCUCGUGACCCCACCGAUGUUGCUGACCUUGCUCGUCGCGACCAACAGCAGGGCACUAACUCUGGUGUCGAUGCCACCAAGGGUCUUCAGCAGGGUGCUGACCGUCUCCACCAGCAAGCCCGUGAGAAUGUUCCCGAGGAGACCCAGGAGCGUGCUCGCGAUGCUAGAGAGCGCACCAACAACUACAUGAAGGAGAAGCUCCCCAAGGAGCGCCGCGAGCAGGGCAUCUACCGUCUGAAGAAGAUGGUCGUUGAGAUCCAAGGCCACCAGGACUACCACCAAGCCAUUGAUACUCUCCUUCGUCUUGCCGAGCAGUACUCUGGCCACACUAAGAACCUGGCUGCCCAGAGCCAGGGAACCGUGAAAGGUGCCCACAACGACGACAGCUUGCAGAUGGCUGAAGCUGAUCUCAAGACCCUCAUCGAGCGCUUCGCCAACGGCACCUCCCUCGAUGACAUGUUCGAGUCCAUCAACGUCAUCUACCGUGAUGCCGACAGUGACCCCGAGCUCAAGGGCUGGUUCACCCAUAUGAACAGAUACAUCCGCAAGUGCCUCAAGGAGCAGGGUUACGUUCUUCAGGACGACUCCACUGAGGAGUGGAACAAGCUCUACGACCAGGGCGAGUUCCUUCUCCGUGACCGCUACCGCAACCACACCGACAGAAUCGCCGACGAGUUCAAGUUCUACAUCGACCAGUUCAACCAGGACAGGCAGAACGUUGCCUUCGGUGAUGCCGUCCAGAAGCUCUUCCUCGACCUCGGUCAGGAUGAGAACGGUCAGGCCCAGUUCAAGCCUCACCUUGUCAAGGAUUUGACUGAGGUCAUCCUUCCUGGUGUCUUCGAGUCCAUCCGUUACGUCCCCAUUCCUCGUAUCGAGUACUCCGACCCCAUGAUCGAUGCCGUCGUCGAGAACCUUGUCCUUGAGGGUGACAACCUUGCCCCCAACGUCUUGGAGUUCGGCAGCGACAACUAUUGGCGCUGGGGACGCAAGUCAAUCACCAGCAAGAACAAGAACAAGGUCAUGCUCUCCGUCUCGGGUAUCCAGUGUGAUCUCCGCGAUGUCAGCUACUACAUCAAGAAGAAGGAGGGCUUCCCCAGCAUCACCGACAAGGGUGUCAUGGACAUCUUCCUCGGUGGUACCGGUCUGAGCUUCAAGGUCGCUAUGGAGACUGCUGACAAGACCGAUGGCAAGCACUUCUUCAAGGUCAACACCGUUCACGUUGACAUCAAGAACAUCAACAUCAAGCUGAAGCAGUCCAACCACAAGCUUCUCUUCAACAUGUUUAAGCCUCUUCUCCUCAAGGUUAUGCGUCCUGCCAUCCAGAAGGUCGCUGAGAAGCAGAUCCGCGACAACAUCCACCAGCUCGAUGAGCUCCUCUACGGCGUCCACCAGGAGGCCAAGAGAGCCGAGGCCCAGGCUAAGAACAACCCCGACCCCGAGAACAUCCAGAACAUGUACCAGCGCUACGCUACUGCUGCUCAGCAGAAGUUCACCAAGGGCAAGCAAAAGAAGGACGAGGUUGCUGCCGACAAGAAGGUCAAUAUGGCCGUCACCCAGCACGACAGCAUCUUCAAGAACAUCUCCCUUCCCGGCGGUAUCAGCACCAAGGCCACCGAGUACAAGGACCUUGCCGCUAAGGGCGACAAGUGGGAGUCCCCCAUCUUCAGCAUUGGAUCUGCUAGAGAGACUUCCAACCUCCCCAAGAUGGCCGCCAUCUCCCGCAAGCCUCACCGUGUCAACCAGGAGGGUGUCCGUGGUCCCAACAACCUCGGCACCAACCAGUACGGCUCAGGAUUUGACGGAUCCUCUGACACCGGACCCAGCGGUGGUCUCAACACCUCGAGCAACUCUGGCUACGGCUCCCAGGGCACCGGCUACGGCUCUCAGGGCGCUGGCUAUGGCUCUCAGAGCACUGGUUACCACGGUGAAUCUAACACUGCUGGUCUUACUGGUCAGGUUCCCGUUCGUUCAUCCCACUACGGUGCUGGUGAGGGCCCUCUGGGCUCCACUGGUGCUGGCAACUUCGGUGGUGAGGUUGAUCGUGCCUUCCACGAUGCCACAAGCACUGGUGCCACUACUGGCACUACAGGCACCACCACCACCGGUACCACCGGUGAGACCUCUGGCAACACCUUCUUCGGCAAGAACAACCCUGUCUUCCAGGGCCGCGUCUAA
Aureobasidium namibiae CBS 147.97 is the source of this 2883-nucleotide messenger RNA. RefSeq lists its product as uncharacterized. Lineage: Eukaryota; Fungi; Ascomycota; Dothideomycetes; Dothideales; Saccotheciaceae. The record is from RefSeq and is a predicted model, not a curated record. Bases 1 to 2883 code for a protein of 960 amino acids. The transcript is spliced from 6 exons. Gene Ontology annotation, molecular function: lipid binding.